AUGGGACAAGCACCAUUUUAUCAAAUAGCAUAUUAUAGUGGUUUACCCACGACCGUAAUAGCAAGUUCUAUAAAUAAAUUAUGCGGAUCUGGUUUAAGAUCGAUAAUAAAUGCAUCACAAACAAUACUUACGCAAACCCAAGAAGUCGUGGCUUGCGGUGGGAUAGAAUCAUUAACCAACGUACCUUUUUUCAUGCGUCGAAAAUGUUUUGAAAUGGGAACGAUACUCGUACCUGACAUAUUAUUUCACGAUGGAUUAAAUGAUUUUUUAGAAGAGGUUGAUGUGACUGCGUAUGCAGAAAUCACAGCACGGGAUUAUAAUAUUGGAAGAAAAGAACAAGACGAAUAUGGGAUUCGUAGUUAUAAUAAAGCAAUGGAAGCAAGAAAAAAAGGUUUUUUUAACGACGAAAUAGAACCUGUCGAAAUACAAAAAAAAGGUGGUAAAACGGAAAUGGUUUGCGACGAUGAAGAAAUAGAUGGUCUAGAUUUGACAAAAUAUUACAAUUUAAAAUCAAUCAAUGGAGAACACGGAACGGUAACCGCCGGAAAUUCAUCGAAUCUUGCUGAUGGAGGAUGCAUGUUGGUACUUGCAAGCGGAAAUUACGUAUUAAAACAAAAUUUAAAACCGUUAGCAAGAGUGGUAUCGUUUGCCGAAGGUUCCCUUGAACCAAAACAAUUUUGCAUAGCACCCGCUGUUGCCAUACCUAAAGCUUUACUAAGAGCAAAUUUAUGUGCAAACGACAUCCAUUUAUGGGAAAUACACGAAACGUUUAGUUUGACUCCAUUAAUUUUAAUAAACAUUUUUAAAUUGGAUCCCGAACGUGUCAACAUACACGGUGGUGGCGUCUCAAUGGGUCAUCCUUUCGGGUAA
Molecule: messenger RNA, 870 nt
Organism: Pediculus humanus corporis (human body louse)
Lineage: Eukaryota; Metazoa; Arthropoda; Insecta; Psocodea; Pediculidae
Product: acetyl-CoA acetyltransferase, putative
Exons: 5
Coding region: 1-870 (289 amino acids)
Biological process (GO): fatty acid beta-oxidation
Molecular function (GO): acetyl-CoA C-acetyltransferase activity
Source: RefSeq, a predicted model, not a curated record